Phyllostomus hastatus (greater spear-nosed bat) is the source of this 3849-nucleotide messenger RNA. It is a transcript of the gene TMEM170A, whose product is annotated as transmembrane protein 170A. Gene Ontology annotation, cellular component: endoplasmic reticulum membrane. Lineage: Eukaryota; Metazoa; Chordata; Mammalia; Chiroptera; Phyllostomidae. The transcript has 3 exons. The record is from RefSeq and is a predicted model, not a curated record. Bases 126 to 560 code for a protein of 144 amino acids. Gene Ontology annotation, biological process: endoplasmic reticulum tubular network organization.
AGAGGGCCCGGGCCAAAGGUGACGCUGAGACGACUGAGAUACUGAGAGCUGGGCGGGCUGUGAGAGCGAGCUACGGCAACACUUCGGGCGCUCUUCCCCAUGUCUCUGCGGUGAAUGGCGGCGGGAUGGAGCACGAGGGGAGCGGCGGCAGCGGAGGGUCAGCCGGGCUCCUGCAGCAGAUCCUGAGCCUGAAGCUCGUCCCGCGAGUGGGCAACGGGACCCUGUGCCCCAACUCCACUUCUCUCUGCUCCUUCCCAGAGAUGUGGUAUGGCGUGUUCCUGUGGGCACUGGUGUCCUCUCUCUUCUUUCAUGUCCCCGCUGGAUUACUGGCCCUCUUCACCCUCAGACAUCACAAAUAUGGUAGGUUCAUGUCUGUAAGCAUCCUGUUGAUGGGCAUCGUGGGACCAAUAACUGCUGGAAUCUUGACAAGCGCAGCCAUUGCAGGAGUGUACCGAGCAGCAGGAAAGGAAAUGAUUCCGUUUGAAGCCCUCACCUUCGGCACCGGACAGACAUUUUGUGUGGUGGUGGUCUCCUUUUUACGGGUUUUAGCUACUCUAUAGCAUAGACCCUUAUGCUAUGAUGUUGAACUUAAGUUUCAUAGAAUCCUCAAAAAUAAUAUGAUACGGAAUGUAGUGUUUUCUUAGUUCUUCAAAUGGAAGCAACUUGGAUGAAAAAGUAUGUGAAGAACAGCAACUCCGCCUUUUCUUCAAUUUGAAGCUCCAGGAAGUGAAGAUCCUUUUGGACUCUUAUUGUUCUCAACCAAACAAAUCAAGUUUUAUUUUGUUUGUUUGUUUUUUAUAUUUAAUUUAAGCAGUUUUACAGGUGCACCUUUACCCAAAGCCAGGUCAGCUGUGCUUCUGGGUCAGCAGUCUUCGCACUGAAAUUCACAAUAUUGUGUGAGAAAAUGCAGUGAUGUAUAUUUCAGAAAAACUAUGGAAAAUAUUGGUUUAUUUCUAAGCAGACUAUACUGUACUAAAAAUCUUACUUGAUCUAAUCUUGAUUGAAAUUUGGCAGACUUUUUUUUGCUACACCUUCACGAUAGUAAGUGCCAAAUAGUUAUGAUUGAAUAUAGCUUUGUGAACAAAUUUGGUGAAAUAAAACAAAAAAAAUCUGUAACACAAGUAGUGACUUUGAUUCCACUGUUCUUUAAAAAAGGAGCUAACUACUGAAUGAUGUGACAUUCUAUGGAUAAGUAUCUUGACCUCUGAUUAUUUAAUAUAUUUUAAAAGAUGUGAAUUUGUUGUUUUAUACAUUUUAUCAAAAUAAGCUAGCUAAUUGAGACUUUUUUCCUCCAGAAUUCCAGUACCACCUUUCCCCGUUACUUCUAUUAAUUUUAUUUAGUUUAAUUGGAAAAAGAUCCUAUUAAAUAACUCAAGUUGAAAAUUUUAACCCACAUGGGUUAGGGUAUUCUUGACAUUAAGGCACAUAAAAAAGAUAUUUAAAACAUUCUGUUGUAGUUUUUCUUAGUGACUGGUUUAUUACGGGCUCUUGAAAAAUUAAUAGAAGUGCAGCUUAAACUAGUGUUAGGGUUAUCGAUUUCUUUGUUUUAAUAGCUACUUAGUCUUCUUAGUUACUUAGUGGUGGCUGUCACUUCCAGAAAGUGCCUAAAGUUUAAUUUUCAGAUAUGCCUUCCACUGCUUCCUUUAGAUUUUCCUUUAAGAGAAUUUAUGUCCUUAAAGAACAUUAAAUAUUGAGAUUUUUUUCUUUUUUAUCCUCAUCCAAGGACAUGCUUAUUGAUUUUUAGAGAGAGGGAGAGAGAGAGAAGGAGAGAAACAUCAAUGUGAGAGAGAAACAUCGAUCAGCUGCCUCUCAUACCUGCCCCAACUGGAGACUGAACCAGCUGCCCAGACACAGGCCCUGAUGGGGAACGGAACCUGCCACCUUUCAGUUCACAGACACUGCUCCAACCAUCUGAGCCACACCUGCUGGGGCAAAUAUUAAGAGGCUUUUAAAAUCCAAUUUUAGCUUUUUAAAUUUUUCUUUUACUGCCUAAUGAUCUUUUUCGUUAAAAGGCCUGAAAACUGUGACCUUCAAAACAGAAAGGAUGGCAAAAACCGAAACUGUUUUGUAUAGAAUACAAUCAAUGUUGUUGUUAUCUGUUCUCAAAAUAACAUCUGGUAAUUAAGUUUGACAUUUUUUGAAGGAAAGUUUUAUUGUGAGAGUAAGAUUGACAGCCCAUGAGGUCACAUACACACAGUUUCACUCAAAGAAAUACCCAUUCUGGCUUCUGAUUAAAAACAGCCAGGGGGACCAAUUUAUCAGGGAUAGUCAAAAGAGAAAAAUUACAAAGGGAUCACAAAAAUUAACUGGACAUUUUCUUUCCACUAAAGGCCAUUAGACCACUUGUCAAAGUUAUAGUGACAUAUACUCAGCCUAGGUAGAAAAUUACAGGUAGAGUUGGAAUGCAGACAAAAGUCUUUAUAAACACCCAAGGUUACUCUCCAAUGUUCAAAUCUUUCUUUCAAGCAACUUUUAAGCCUUUAAUUAAAGACUCCAUUUUUCAACUCAAGGAGCUGUGAUUUUGAAAAGUAGCCCUUAAGUCUAAGAAAUUUGGAAUAUAUCCUCUAUUAUAAGAAAUGAUUUUAACAAUCUCUAUUGAAAGAUGCCUCAGCGUUCUCCCCUAAAACAUUCUUUUGGAUAGAAUUUCACAAAUUGAACAAGUGGGCCAGUGAUUGGUAGACCCCUCCCCCAGAGUACUAAUUUAAAAACCAUAUUGAUUUAUGAUUUAAAUGUUUGGUUAUUUUUCUUUUAGAGCCAAGACACAAAAAAUUAACGCAUUUUGAAAGGUGUUUCCUGUUUUCAUCCUUCCAUAUUUGCUAUAUUUUGAUUAUCUGCUCUUUUCAAAAACUUCAAAUAUAAAAUGUAUCCUCAAACUGAAUGUUUUCUCCAUCCAAGUGUGUGAACAUUCUUCUGUGAAUAUAUGUGUAUAUAGUUUAUAUAAAUUGAGUUUUGCAGCUUGAAAUGUUUUUAGGACCAAACUAUUUGAAUGAUAAAAAAUGGCUGUCCCUCCUUAUUUUUUUUAUUUGAUUGUUUUAAAUUUCUCAUUUCAAAUACACAAUUAUUUGGGAGUAGUUGCUCAAAUGAAAAAAUAUUGGCAUUUGUAUUGAACAUUGUAUUUUACUGUACAGUUUUUUGAUAAUUAUUACCAACACCUGGCUUUCUUAAGACACAUGCACAACUACCCCAACCCCCAGCUGUAUAUUCACUUUUUUUCUUUUAAUGUGGAGAAAGGAGACAGCCCUCAACCAAAAAGCUGAUUUCUAGAUUCUUUACGAUGGGUGUUUCAGGGUAAAGGCAUUUUGCAAAAACUUAGGUCCACAUUUAAAUGCAUAAUGAAUGUUCGGAGAGAACCAUGGCUCUUUGUGCUAUUAACCGCCCCCUUUUUUUUUCCAUGAAAUAUUACUUCUUAGGAAAUGUCUAGCCUAGUGAGAAAAACUUCAUGCAAUUAUUACCUUUAAGUAAUAAUCCUUCUGUUUUUUAAGUUUUUUAAGUCGUAUGUUGGCUCUUGAUGCCCUUUCUCACUGCUCUGGUUUGAAUUAAGUUCCUACUACAACUGCAGUGCAUAUACCCUUCCCUGAGACGCCAUGUCCUGGAAUGUGAAACCCUGGUGCCGUGAGCGGUCCAUAGGCAGAAACUUCUAUGUACCUGCAUUUCUUUUUGUGCACUCUCUGAGGCUGGUUGUGACUAAAAUCAGCUUAACUUUUUGUAUUAGAUUAUUUCACUAACUGCUACAGUCAAACUGAUCAACUAUUUGUAUGAUAGAAAAUUAUUUAAAUUUUAUUUUUCUACUGACAUUCCUAAUUCUGGUAUAAAUGUUUAUCAAUAAAGAAUUACUUUUAAUUCUGUGAA